CUCCACAACCCUGUCCUUCCCUACCUGCACAGCCACUCAUUAAAGCACAGGGCACCUGUGCCAAGUCCUCCCCACCCGACCUGAAGCUGCUGCUUCUGAAACACACUGCAGCCCGGAAGCCCAGGCCCUGAGGCUCUGCGAGGGUCUGAGGGCGACGCCUGAGUCCCUUUCGCCCUCAUAUUAAAGAAGCAAGGCCACGGGCCUAGGACCCAGGGCGGGACACUCAGUUUUCCAACGGGAGCCAGCACCCAGCGAUUACUUAAGGAAGACAACCACCUGGAAGAAAACCAUGAAGUUCCUUCUCUUCUCAUUUGUUGGUGUUGUUCACCUUUUAUCUCUGAACUCUGAGAAAGCUAUUUGUAGAGAUGGCAUCUGUCAGAGGACUUUUCAAGAAAUAAAAGAAGAAAUAGCCUGCUAUGGAGAUAUUGCUAAAGCAAUCAUCAACCUUGCUGUUUAUGGUAAAGCCCAGAACAGAUCCUAUGAGCGACUGGCUCUUCUGGUUGAUACUGUUGGACCCAGACCGAGUGGCUCUAAGAGCCUAGAAAAAGCCAUCCAAAUGAUGUACCAAAACCUGCAGGAUGACAGGCUGGAGAAUGUCCACCUAGAGCCAGUCAAAAUACCCCACUGGGAAAGGGGCGAAGAAUCUGCAAUGAUGCUAGAGCCAAGAAUUCACAAGAUGGCUAUUUUGGGUCUUGGCAGCAGCAUUGGGACGCCCCCAGAAGGCAUCACAGCAGAAGUUCUGGUGGUGACCUCUUUCGACGAACUGUGGAGAAAGGCCCAGGAAGCGAGAGGGAAGAUUGUUGUUUAUAACCAGCCCUACACUAACUACUCGAGCACGGUGCAGUAUCGAGUCCAGGGGGCAGUAGAAGCUGCCAAAGUGGGGGCUUUGGCAUCCCUCAUUCGAUCAGUGGCUUCCUUCUCCAUUUACAGUCCUCACACAGGUGUGCAGGAAUAUCAGGAUGGUGUGCCAAAGAUCCCAACAGCCUGUAUUACGGUGGAAGAUGCAGAAAUGAUGUCAAGAAUGGUUUCUCGUGGGAGCAGAAUUGUUAUUCAACUGAAGAUGGGGGCAAAGAACUACCCAGAUGCAGAUUCCUUCAACACUGUAGCAGAGAUCACUGGUAGCAAGUACCCGGAGCAGGUUGUACUGGUCAGCGGCCAUCUGGACAGCUGGGAUGUUGGGCAGGGUGCCAUGGAUGAUGGUGGUGGAGCCUUCAUCUCAUGGGAAGCACUCUCACUCAUCAAAGAUCUUGGGCUGCGUCCCAAGAGGACUCUGCGUUUGGUGCUCUGGACUGCAGAAGAACAAGGUGGAAUUGGUGCCUUCCAGUAUUAUCAGUCACACAAGGCAAAUAUUUCCAACUACAGCCUGGUGAUGGAGUCUGACCUGGGAACCUUCUUACCUUCUGGGUUGCAAUUCACUGGAAGUGAAAAGGCCAGGGCCAUCAUGGAGCAAGUCAUGAGCCUGCUGCAGCCCAUCAAUACCACACAGGUCUUUGGGGCUGGAGAGGGGACAGACAUUAACUUCUGGAUCCAAGCUGGAGUGCCUGGAGCCAGUCUACUUGAUGACCUAUAUAAAUACUUCUCCUUCCAUCACUCCCACGGGGACACCAUGACUAUUAUGGACCCAAAGCAGAUGAAUAUUGCUGCCGCCGUUUGGGCUGUUGUCUCUUAUGUCAUUGCAGACAUGGAAGAAAUGCUUCCCAGGUCUUAGAAGAACAAGAAAGAAACCACCUUUAUCCUUUCUGGCCAGGAGUCCUCAGUCUGCAGCUUCAGCAAGCCCCUCUGCACCUAAUGAUUUCAUCUGAUCCAUUUUCAAAUCACAGCACUUUUAUGUACUUUCUGUUAUCUUUUUUGAUGCCUUCCAAAUUCUCUUGUUUCUAGAAUAAGAAAUGAUCCCCACGUCCACAUAGAAUCACCAUAUGGUAGAGAUCAUACUGGAGACAUUUCUUUAUACCACCUGUAAAAAAUAUUGUUUCUACUUUGAAAGUAAAAACUGGAUAAACAUUUAGAAGACUGCUUUUUAUGUGUGUCUAUAUGAACAUUAAGUCAAAUACAGUGACACCAGUUUAUGUUAUUUAUAGAAGGAGUAAAGAAAUACACAAUUGUAGUAUGGUCUUAAUUGAAUGUAUGGAGAAAUUUGGCUUUCUAUAUGUACCAUUUUAUAUUAGCAGAAUUUUUUUAAUGAGAAAUGGAUUUUUUAAUAGAAAAAAGUCACUAUUUGGGGAAAAAUCAAAUACAUAUAAUCCAAUUGUCUUAUUAAAGAUGAGUACUAGGGUCUACCACCAGUUAAAUGAUGAUACUCUUUUACAUUUAUGUUAUAUAUUUCACACUAUUUUUAUGAAGUUGGAGCUUAUUCACAUUUUGCUUAUAACAAGAUUGAGGAUCAGAAGGGCUAAAUAAUAUUCACAGGGUCCUAUAGAGGAAAGACAUUGACCCUCCCCCCAUCCACUCUGGUAACAACCUCUACUGUUCUUCAACACACAAUAUUGACCAUUCAAUAAAAAUUUAUAAGAAAAAAAUACAAGAAAAAGUAAACUCAACUCAUUGUCAAGAGUUAAAGCAAGAAAGAAAAUCAGAUUAAGAGAUAACCCAGAUGUUGAAAUUGUCAAAGACUUUAACAGAACUGAUUAAUAUGCUAAAGAUGUAGUAGGAAAAGUAAACUACAUAAAUGAACAGAAGGAAAAUUUCAACAGAGAGAUGAAAACUAUAAAAAAAGAGUCAAAUGCAAAAGCUAAAUAAAAAAUAUAACAUCAGAGGUGAAGAAUUUCCUUGGGCUCAUCAACAGACUAGACGGGGUUGAAGAAAUAAUGAAUUUGAAAACAAGUCAAUAAUAAUUAUCCAAACUAAAAUAUUAAGAGAAGAAACAGCGAAGAAAAACAAACACCAGAAUGGAUCAUCCAAAGUUGUGAUCUAAUACAUAUGUGGUCUAAUAUGCAUGUAAUUGAACUCCCAGAAAGAGAAGACAAAGUGUCAGUUUUAUUAAUAGUAGUAACAAAAGGAUUGAAGGGCACAGUGAGGCCUUUCAUUCACAGCACAGCAGCAGGCCAGCACUAGGACUGACACUUACACAAAAAACUAAGGUGCUGGAUAACAACUGAGAAACACUUUCUUAAAUAUAUGAGUUAAAUAGUUAAAAGGUAAGGAAUAUUAGACAAAAAACUGGGUGAAGAUAUAAACCAAGAGAAAGAACACAGUAUUUUAAACCAGCUUUCUCUUUGAGAACAUGUGCAGAAUGUGGUGAACUUAAAUUCCAUUUUCCCAGCCUUUCAGGGCUUAAGGGACUAUCGAUGAAUCCCAGAGCCUGCCACAUGAGGGAUACUAGAGAGUCCCAGUAAAACUGGGACCCCACAGGAAUUAUACCUCAAUACCAGGGUAAACUAAAAAUAACUCUGAGGAUAGCAAGGAAAAUUGCUGUUAUUGAAUAAGUGCUGAGUGGAGGGUUGGAAGAAAUUCUCACAGAUGAAGUAUACAAUGAAUAUGUAACUUAAAAGGGUCAAAAGAAACAAAUUAAAAAACAAAAAUGAAGACAGGAGCCAUAUCAUUCUGAGCAAGACAAACCAAAAGAGAAAACAGAAUUAACCCAAAAUGUCCUCUGAAAAUGGAAUUUUUAAAUUGAGAGUUUUCAAAACUGUGUCCAUUAUGUUUAACUAAGUAAGAGAAGGGACUGAAAAUAGAAGAGAGGGCAGAGGGCAAUAAAAAGUGGGCAAACAUACUGUAAAAAGAACCAAAUAGAACUUCUAGAAGUGUAAACUAUAGUAAGUGAAAUUUAAAAAUUAGAAAACCAGUUGAGCUUCAAAUGAGAGAAUUCAUGAACUGAAAGAUGAAAAAACUAAUGAAAAUUUAGCACAGAAAGGAAAAUAUGAAUGAGAGAUUUAAAAAUAUGAAGAAUAGAGUUAUAUUGUCUAAUAUAUGUUAAAUCAGGGUUUGAGAAAAUCGGACAAAGAAUUAUCUGAAGAAUACUAAAUGAAAAACUUUCAGAAAUAAUGAAAUAUACCAACCCACAGACUCGAAACCCAAUGAAUCCCAAAUAAAUGAGAAGAAAUCUACACUAAGACAUGGUAUAGAGGAACUACAGACCAAAAAAGACAAAGAGAUCUUUGAAGCAAGAGAGAAGUGAUGGAUUACCUUAAAAGAAGCAAUUAAUAACAACUAAUAAUCACUAACUUCUAAUGAUAACAUGAUACUAGCCAGAAGACAAUGGAAUGAUAUCUUCAACAUCUUUAGCAGGUUGCAAAGCAAAGUUAUCUUUCAAGAAUAAGAGCAAACUGAUAUUUUCAGGUAAACAAAAACAGAGUUUACCCCAGUAGAGCUUAACUGAAGCAUAUUUGAAAAUAUCCUUGUACUAUUGGCAAAAUCAAAUGACCCUAGAGUGAAGAGUAAUGUCAGGAAGAAGUCAAGAGUCUGGCUCAAUGCCAAAUGUCUAUGUAUGCUUUCUCAGGCCCAACUACAGCCAUUACAAAGGCUUUUCCUGGCAAACCUCCUGGGGGAAAGCUCCCUGGCUCAUGGCAGACUUGGUGCACAGCCAAUACUUUCUAAUUUUCUGAAGGGGGUUGUAGUCUAGGACUCAGGACCUCUAGGCCAGUGAUGCUUAUACACAUACUUGCAUUUCUAGCCCAGACACCUCCACUCAGAGGCCUCCUUAUUGGGGUCUUGAAUAAAACACUUUUGUCCACUCUGACUCAUUUCUUUUCCACUUCUAGCCGUCUCCUCUCUUCCUCUCCUGGUGCACUCUCACAACCAAUAAAAUGGCAGUAAUCUUUUGUUUAGAGCUCUUCAGCAGUGAUGAUUUCCCCUUCAUCUGUGCUGAUUCACCUGACCCUUGCCUGAUGCCAUUCUGUUGGGGAACUAGUGCCUGUUUUUGCCUCUUGCUUACACUAUCUCAGUAAUAAAGCCUUAAUUGUUAAUUUCA
Messenger RNA from Manis pentadactyla (Chinese pangolin), 4906 nucleotides. It is a transcript of the gene CPQ, whose product is annotated as carboxypeptidase Q. Gene Ontology annotation, biological process: thyroid hormone generation; proteolysis; peptide catabolic process. Bases 290 to 1708 code for a protein of 472 amino acids. Lineage: Eukaryota; Metazoa; Chordata; Mammalia; Pholidota; Manidae. The transcript is spliced from 8 exons. Gene Ontology annotation, molecular function: metallodipeptidase activity. The record is from RefSeq and is a predicted model, not a curated record.